UGACAGCUCCCAGUGUUCGGUGCAGUUUUUUUCGUGACUCCCGUUUAGUUUGGUUAGGAUUGGCUGUCAGUGAACAGUCAGCGGUCGUGAGCUCAGGUCGCAGUGAACGAUCCUGUUUGUUUGAAAGAAAUGUACAGCCAACAGUUGCCCUGACAAAAGAUCCUUUUCGAAUGCAACAAUUGGCUCGCUGUUGACCACACACCUGAUAGUGCAGAAAAAGGAGAAGAAUGGUGUAAAGGAGUGAAGUGUCUUGAUUGCUACUGACACUGAAGUGACCAUUUACUGAGACUGCAGACAAUCUAACAGUUCUUAGUGCUACACUUAUCCAAAAUGCCUUUUUUUGGUAAACGUGAUAAAGAUAAGGAGUCCAGUAAGAAGAGCACCAAUCUCUUGAAAAAAGAUGAUAAAUCCUCGCCAUCCCUGGAAGAUAGAUAUGAAUUGAAAGACCUCCUUGGAACAGGUGCGUUCUCACAAGUUCGGCUGGCGGAAUCGAAAACGGAAGCUGGCAAACUGUAUGCCGUCAAAAUCAUCGACAAGACGGCGCUCAAAGGCAAAGAGGACUCGCUAGAGAACGAGAUCAAAGUUCUACGUAGGUUUUCCGACAGGCUCAAGCACCCCAAUAUCGUCCAGCUGCUGGAGACGUACGAGGACAAGAGCAAAGUCUACCUGGUCAUGGAAUUAGUGACAGGUGGUGAGUUGUUCGAUCGCAUCGUCGAGAAGGGAUCGUACACUGAAAAGGAUGCAGCUGAUCUGAUGCGACAAGUCUUGGAGGCCGUCGACUACAUGCACGAGCAAGGAGUCGUUCAUCGUGAUCUGAAGCCGGAGAAUCUGCUCUAUUACUGUCCAGACGAAGACAGCAAGAUAAUGAUCAGCGAUUUCGGCUUGUCCAAAAUGGAGGAUUCCGGUAUAAUGGCCACUGCGUGCGGGACUCCCGGUUAUGUCGCGCCGGAAGUAUUGGCGCAAAAGCCCUACGGCAAAGCCGUCGAUGUCUGGAGCAUCGGAGUCAUUUCCUACAUUCUGCUGUGCGGCUAUCCGCCGUUUUACGACGAGAGCGACGCCAAUCUCUUCGCACAAAUCCUCAAAGGUGAAUUCGAAUUCGACUCGCCGUAUUGGGACGAAAUCAGCGAUUCUGCCAAGGAUUUCAUCCGUCGGCUCAUGUGCGUCGACGUCAACAAGCGUUUCACCUGUCGCGAAGCCCUCCAACAUCCAUGGAUAUCUGGCAACGCUGCCAGCACCAAGAACAUCCAUAGUUCCGUCUCGGAGCAACUGAAGAAGAACUUUGCCAAAUCACGAUGGAGGCAAGCGUACAACGCGACGGCCGUCAUCCGCCAGAUGAGGCACUUGGUGUUGGCCAGCACGAGCCGGUCGACGUUGAGCAGCGGCGAAGACAACAAUUCUUCCAGCGAUCGCGAACUGGAUGAUCAACCGCCUCCGCCCAAGAGUGUCACCGCAGCAGCCAACGGGCGUCCAGCUCUCUAGCUAGAUCACGAGCCCCAAAAGAUCGAACCCAGAUAGCAAGAUAACAAUUUGAAGAAAAAAAAAAGAACGUUUAAAAGUGGAUCUAUUUCGAUUUUUUUCUCUCCCCCCCCCCUUUUUCACAGUACUUUGAUAAUCCAUUUCAUAGACAAGAAGAAGAAGAAGAAAACGAAAACGAAACACACAAAAAAUAGUAAUAAUACAUUUUUUCCAAAAAUAAUGGGCGAAAAUAGUGUUACCAUUCUUUGAUGAUAUUUGGGCUAAUUUCGGUUUGUGUGUGUUUAGUUUUCGGGUUUUCGUUUGUGUUGGGUUUCUGAUUUUUUCUUUUUCGCGCUUUCUUAAUUAUACAGAAAGCCAUUUGAUUUGAGGGUUUUGUGGUUUUCUCCAGGUUUUUUUUUUUUUGCUCCCUUAUUCGAUUUGUUUCUCUUGUCCCUAUUGUCUUCACUUUUUGAUCCUUUUGGUAUCGACGUGUUCCAAGUGUUGACUCGAUCAAAUUCAUUUCCUCCCUUACAUAUUUGAACAUUUUUGCUCUCUUUUCUUGCUCUCUAUCUUAUUUUUUGUGAAUGACUUCUUUACAUUGAUUCCAAUUUUUUUUUUGGAGGGGGGGGGGAAGGAUUGUGUUAACGGGUAUAUACAUAUAUAUUACAUAAUAUGCAUAGACUGUAAAAUGAGUCUGGGUGGAUCCCCCCCCCACUUUCGGAGCCGAGUGAAUGGCAACGUGUCGAGAAAAUAAUGUGCGAUAACCCGUUAAUCAAUUAGCCACACAUUGUCAAGUGCACUGUGAAAGGGAGAACAAACGGCGAUUGAAAAAAGGAAAAAAAAAUAUCCAUUUAUUUCUAAGGACAUUUGUUCGUUUCUCCAUCUUACAUCAAUAACGUCGGGAAAAAAAAAAUAGACGGCGGACAUUUGAAAAUAAACUUUAAGAAGACAUUUAA
Daphnia magna is the source of this 2411-nucleotide messenger RNA. It is a transcript of the gene CaMKI, whose product is annotated as calcium/calmodulin-dependent protein kinase type 1. The coding region runs from base 331 to 1479 and encodes 382 amino acids. The transcript has 10 exons. Gene Ontology annotation, biological process: protein phosphorylation. Lineage: Eukaryota; Metazoa; Arthropoda; Branchiopoda; Diplostraca; Daphniidae. The record is from RefSeq and is a predicted model, not a curated record. Gene Ontology annotation, molecular function: ATP binding; calmodulin binding; calcium/calmodulin-dependent protein kinase activity.